AUGAUUAUAGACAAUAAAACAAAUUACAAACAAUUCCUCAAACAUUUACCCACUUCUCUCAAUUUGAAACAUAUAAAAGAAACUCUGGACAGGGAUACAGCCUGUUGUUUGUUGGGCCGAAUCGCUGCCGAUAAGGGCUAUCACUGUCGGGCAAUGUUUUAUGAGUUUAAUAUUCAACAGCGAAACGCAAAUCGGGCCCAUAAUCGCAAACUUUCAUUUUAUGGAAGAGAUAAAAUACCACAUUUUGGAGAAAAAUUGAUGAAUCGGUUUGAAAAAUGUUUGGCAAAAAAGUCAUUUAUUUUUAAUAAGUGUUGCCAAUUGGUGGCCAAUGAAAAGUCAAAUAUAUUGAAACCUCAAUACAAUACAAUACAACACUAUUUAUAUAAUUUGAGUCAAAACAGCAAUAAACGGAAAUUUAGAUAA
Messenger RNA from Oppia nitens, 423 nucleotides. RefSeq lists its product as uncharacterized. The transcript is spliced from 4 exons. Bases 1 to 423 code for a protein of 140 amino acids. The record is from RefSeq and is a predicted model, not a curated record. Lineage: Eukaryota; Metazoa; Arthropoda; Arachnida; Sarcoptiformes; Oppiidae.